Messenger RNA from Pieris rapae (cabbage white), 1067 nucleotides. Its product is annotated as caltractin-like. The record is from RefSeq and is a predicted model, not a curated record. Gene Ontology annotation, molecular function: calcium ion binding. Bases 167 to 745 code for a protein of 192 amino acids. Gene Ontology annotation, cellular component: myosin II complex. The transcript has 5 exons. NCBI's taxonomy places the organism in Eukaryota, Metazoa, Arthropoda, Insecta, Lepidoptera, Pieridae.
UAUACUCAAAAUAAACAAUAUACUUAUUGAGGUAACAAGUUUAUUCGAGAACUAAUUCGAAUAUAAAAUACCUACUUAAAUCUACUAGCUGUUGAAUCAAGAUGGUCACAAAAUCGUUCAGGUUGUCAUUCUAAGUAAAUGUAAAUAUUAUAUAAUAUUGCUAGAAAUGGAAAAUAUUAACUUGGAUUUAUCUGUGACUGCCGAAUUUUCAAAUAAAUCCGAUAAAGAUGGGAAAGAAACUCAUCAGGCUCAAUCCUUAAAAUUUUUCGAUGUUAAAGCUAAAUUAGAGCUAACUGCAUCGCAGAAAAACGAUUUACACGAAGCGUUCAACCUUUUAGAUUACAAUGGAGAAGGCAAAAUCAAAGCAGAAGAUUUUCGUGUAGCCAUAAAGGCUUUAGGAUAUGAACCUACGAAAGAAGAACUUCAAAAAAUGAUUAAUGGCGUGGAUAAAGGUCUUACUGGCAAAUUGAGUUUUGAGAACUUUGAAACCGCUAUUAUGCGUAAAAUAAUGUCUCUGGAUACUGAUGGUGAUAUAAUGAAAAGUUUUAGGCUCUUUGAUAUGGAUGACUGUGGAUUUAUUAGUUUUGAAAAUCUGAAACAAGUUACUAAAAUAUUAGGAAUUUACUUAAGUGAUCAAGAAAUUGAAGAAAUGAUUGAUGAUGCUGACAAGGACUUCGAUGGAUUCAUUUCUGUUCAAGAGUUUAUGAGAAUGAUUAAAAACUCGGUUGAUAUCGUUACUCCAUAACUACAACACUGCUGUCUUUUCACAUAUCAAAAUAUAAUUUAUUAAUAACCAUUGUUUUUUUUUUCAAUAAAUAUUAUUACUCUAUAUCACUAAUACAAUCAAUAGUACUUAUUAAUAGUAAUUAUUUUUAAAGUUGGUAGCACUUGUAGGAUUUAAAUUUUCGAAAAUUCAAAGUCGUUGACAGUUUGACAUUUAAUUUUUUUAAAUUCAUGAACGUUAACUGUAAAUAUUUGUUUUAUUAGAAAUCCUGUUUACAAAUAUCGUGGACAAGCCUAAGUAAAAGAAAUUGUUAAGGUUAAAUCAAGUGCAAUCAUUAUAUAUA